AUGCUGUCACAAAGGGAGGAGAUGCAGGUUUGCUUUAAGGACUAUGACAGUAAAUGCACCAACAUGCAGAGCAACUACUCGCUGGUCGUCACCCCCAGAGAGAGUCUCCAAGUGCUCCACACAGCCCUGACGAACGCAUCAGCUGCGUUGCGCUCGCCCCCUCCCUGCUCACUCACCUCUUCAGGUUACCAGUUUUCACUCAUCCCAGCGCUCUUCGCCGUGGUUUUGGUUCUGGGGCUGGUUGGCAACAGUGUGGUGGUUGUGGUGCUUUGUCGUCACAGCAGCCCCAAAACAGUCGCCAACAUCUACAUUUUCAACCUGGCCGUGGCGGACCUGCUAUGCCUCGCCACCCUUCCCUUCUGGGCUACCUACUACGCACAGGGCUACAACUGGCUCUUUGGGUCUCUUAUGUGCAAGAUCUCCAGUUCUGUCCUGUGCUUGAACAUGUUUGCAAGUAUAUUUUUCAUCACCUGCAUGAGUGUGGACCGGUACCACGCUAUUGUCCACCCUAUUCACUCUCAAAGGAGAACUCUGCACAAAGCUUAUUUCACAGCACUGGUUGUGUGGGGUCUUGCCUGCUUGUCCUCCCUCCCAACCUUUUAUUUCCGUGCCACUUACUCCAUCGAAAGCUUGGGGGUCAAUGCUUGCAUUAUGGCCUUUCCUCAGGAGAGCUAUGCAAAAUGGUCUGUGGCAACAGCCUUCCUGAAAAAUGCCCUGGGCUUCUUCAUCCCCUUGACGGUGAUCACCACGUGCUACAUGCGGAUCAGGAAGCACUUGCUCAAAGCGCAGGAGUUUGGGAAAAGCAAGCAGAAGAGGGACAAAGUGCUCAAGCUGGUGGCUGCUGUUGUGGUGGCCUUCUUGAUCUCCUGGCUCCCGUUCCACAUUUUGACGUUUCUGGAUGCCUUGGCUCACAUGAACAUCAUCAGCAGCUGCAUGGUGACAGGGCUCAUCGACACAGCUCUGCCAUUCGGCAUCUGCAUGGCCUUUGCCAACAGCUGUGUCAACCCGCUGCUGUACUGCUUCAUCGGGAACCAGUUCCAGGAGAAGCUCCACCACUUGUUUAAGCGACGAGUCUAUGAGUUCAACAGCCAUCGGGAGAGCUCUUCCUUGAGGAAAGGGGGCUGCUUCAGGGAUGCUGAGACCCCCGUGGGCAGGGAAGGGGAGCCCGAGUCCUUGCUGUAG
Molecule: messenger RNA, 1182 nt
Organism: Nestor notabilis (Kea)
Lineage: Eukaryota; Metazoa; Chordata; Aves; Psittaciformes; Psittacidae
Gene: AGTR2
Product: angiotensin II receptor, type 2
Exons: 2
Coding region: 1-1182 (393 amino acids)
Biological process (GO): inflammatory response; regulation of apoptotic process; immune response
Cellular component (GO): membrane
Molecular function (GO): angiotensin type II receptor activity
Source: RefSeq, a predicted model, not a curated record